Nicotiana attenuata is the source of this 1242-nucleotide messenger RNA. RefSeq names its product patatin-like protein 3. The coding region runs from base 1 to 1242 and encodes 413 amino acids. Gene Ontology annotation, molecular function: monoacylglycerol lipase activity; glycerophospholipase activity. The record is from RefSeq and is a predicted model, not a curated record. NCBI's taxonomy places the organism in Eukaryota, Viridiplantae, Streptophyta, Magnoliopsida, Solanales, Solanaceae. Gene Ontology annotation, biological process: lipid metabolic process. The transcript is spliced from 6 exons.
AUGGGGAGGUUAAAUUUCUUAGUUUCACUAACUCUGUUAGUGACCAUUCAAGUUCUACAACCUCCAAUAUAUGUUUGUGCUGCAGCUACCAAAGGAAAGAAUUUUAUAACAGUUUUGAGCAUUGAUGGAGGUGGAAUCAGAGGCAUUAUUCCUGGAACCAUUCUUGCCUUUCUUGAAUCCAAGCUUCAGGAGCUUGAUGGAGCAAAUGCAAGGAUUAUAGACUAUUUUGAUGUAGUAGCAGGAACAAGCACAGGUGGAUUAAUUACUACUAUGCUCACAGCUCCAAACAGAGAUAAUCGCCCUUUAUAUGCAGCUAAAGAUAUUUCCAGCUUCUACAUGGAACACUGCCCUCACAUCUUUCCUGCAAGCCGCCGUAACAGCUUCGUGCAUAGGAUAUUCAAUUUUUUUGGAGGACCAAAAUACGAUGGGAAGUACUUAAGAUUAUUGGUUGAAUCAAUAUUAGGCAACCUUACUAUGAAGCAGACAUUGACUCAUACAGUCAUCCCUGCUUUUGAUAUCAAGCGUCUUCAACCAAUUAUCUUCACCACUAUUGAUGCCAGAGCAAAUUUGUCUAAGAAUGUUUUAUUAUCAGACAUCAGCCUCAGUACUUCUGCAGCACCAACCUUUUUUCCGGUACACUAUUUUGAGAGUAGGGAUGCUCAAGGGAGAAUACGCACAUUUGAUAUGAUUGAUGGAGGUGUAGCUGCAAAUAAUCCAACACAAAUGGCAAUUACACACAUUUCAAAAGAAAUCAUGAGAGGCAAAUUUCAGUAUGUAGAGAUGGAAACAAUGGACAGCAAGAAGAUGUUGGUUCUAUCAUUAGGCACAGGUAUUGGCAAGCACCAAGGAUAUACCGCAGCCUCAGCUUCAAAAUGGGGUUUACUUGGUUGGGUUUAUAACAAUGGUCAGACCCCAAUAUUAGAUGUUUAUAACGAUGCAAGUGCUGAUAUGGUGGAUAUACAUGUUUCAACUAUGUUUCAGACACUUCGCAGUGAAAAGAAUUACCUCAGAAUUCAGGAGGAUAAUUUGAUUGGGGAUGCAGCAUCAAUGGAUAUAGCAACCACAAAAAAUAUGCAGAAACUUGUGCAGAUUGGUAACAAUCUAUUGAAGAAGCCAGUGUCAAGGGUCAAUUUGGAGACAGGCCAAUAUGAACCAGUUCAAGGGGAAGGCACAAAUGAAGAAGCUCUAAUCCAUUUUGCUAAGUUGCUUUCACAAGAAAAGAAGCUUCGAUACACCAACUGA